This is a messenger RNA of Emiliania huxleyi CCMP1516, 3414 nucleotides long. RefSeq lists its product as hypothetical. NCBI's taxonomy places the organism in Eukaryota, Haptophyta, Isochrysidales, Noelaerhabdaceae. The record is from RefSeq and is a predicted model, not a curated record. The coding region runs from base 1 to 3414 and encodes 1137 amino acids. The transcript has 11 exons.
AUGGCCAGCCAAGCCGUGUGCGCUGCCGUGGGUGCUGCCGUGGGUGCUGCUGUGGGCGCUGCCGUGGGCGCUGCCUCGGUCAGCAGUCCGCUGCUCGGCGCUGGCCUGCAGGAGGCGGGGGUGAUGGCCUUGGCGGCGGGGGGGACGGUGGUGGAGGUGAUGGCAAGGGGGUCAGAGGUGACGGUGCGAUCGGCGGUGGUGGCGUGGCUGGUGGAGAUGAUGGCGGCGGACGUGACGGCAGGGGUGGCGAAGCAGGUGGCAGUGAAGGCGACUGCAACGGAAGCGGAGGCGAUGGCGAUGGUGCCGAUGGCGGCGGCAAUCGCGGAGGAGAUGGCGGUGAUGCUGGUGGCGGUGGGGAUGGCGACGGAAGCAGUGGUGGCGGCGAUGGUGGCGGCGGAGACGGCGACGGCAGAGGCAGAGACGGCGGUGGCGGGGAUGGCGGGGGCAAGUACGGUGGUGGUGAGAUCGGUCGCGGGGAAAUGGGAGGCGGUGGCGGAGAGGAAGGUGGCGGUGCGAGCGGCGGCGGCAAGGGCGGUGGCGGCGAGGGCAACGGUGCAGACGGGGGUAUGGGCGACGGCGGCGGAAAGCUUGGCUGCGGUGGUGGUGCGGUGGGAGAUGGCCGCAAAGGCGAAGGCGGUGAUGGAGAGGGUGGUGGUGCAAAGGGUGGCGGCGAUAAUGGCGGUGGCGGCGACGGCGGCGGAGGGGAGGGUGGCGGGGGCCGCGGCAACGGCGGCGGUGGCGAUGGUGGCGGCGGAGAAGGCGGCGGCACAGAGGGGGGUGGUGCAAAGGGUGGUGGCGGUGAUGGCGGUGGCGGGGCCGGCGGCGGAAGAGAGGGUGGCGGGGGCAGCGGCAACGGCGGCGGUGGCGAUGGUGGCGGCGGAGAAGGCGGCGGUAGAGAGGGGGGUGGUGCAAAGGGCGGUGGUGGAGAAGGUGGCGGUGAAGAGGGUGGCGGCGGAGAGGGUGGCGGGGGCAACGGCAAUGGCGGUGGUGGCGAUGGUGGCGGAGGAGGCGGCGGCGGCGGAGAGGGUGGCGGCAGGGAUGGCGGCGGUGGCGAGGGUGGCGGCGGAGAAGGUGGCGGCAAAGAGGGUGGCGGAGGCAGCGGCAAUGGCGGCGGUGGCGAUGGUGGCGGUGGUGAAGGCGGCGGCACAGAGGGAGGUGGUGGAAAGGGCGGUGGUGGAGAAGGUGGCGGUGAGGAUGGCGGCGGCGGGGAAGGUGGAGGGGGCAGCGGUGACGGCGGCGGUGGCGUUGGUGGUGGCGGAGAAGGAGGCGGCGGAGAGGGUGGCGGCGGCGAUGGCGGUGGUGGCAUUGGUGGUGUGGGCGGUGGGGACGGUUGAGGCGGGAGUCCCGGCGGUGACAAGGGCAGCGGGGGUGGUAGCGACGGCGGCAUUGAGGGCGGUGGCAAGGAGGGCGGCAUUGGCGAAGGCGGCGGUGGCGAAGGGGGCGGUGGCGACGGUGAUGGGCUCGGCGGUGGGAGGCGCGGCGAAGGCGAUGCUGGCGGUGGUGACGCUGGGGGUGACGAUGGCAAAGGAAGCCGCACAGUCGGCGGUGUCGGCUUUUUUGCACUUUGAGACCUCGGUCCGCCCUGCCAAGUCGGCACAGGCGAGGGUGGCGGCAAAAAUGGCGGAGGUGACGAUGGCGGUGGAGGCGACGGGGGAGGAGGCGAGGGUGAGGGUGGCGGCAAAAAUGGCGGAGGUGACGAUGGCGGUGGAGGCGACGGGGGAGGAGGCGAGGGUGAGGGUGGCGGCAAAAAUGGCGGAGGUGACGAUGGCGGUGGAGGCGACGGGGGAGGAGGCGACGGUGGCGGCAACGAUGGCGGAGGUGACGAUGGCGGUGGUGGCGACGGUGGAGGAGGCGAGGGUGGCGGCAACGAUGGCGGAGGUGACGAUGGCGGUGCAGGCGACGGGGGAGGAGGCGAGGGUGGCGGUGCCGAAGGAGGUGGAUCUAAGGGAGGAGGCGGGGAUGGCGGCGGGGAUGGCGGCGGGGAUGGCGGUGGCGGUGACGGCGGCGGAGGACUGGGGGGUGCGCGCCCUCAACCGCGCCGGCUCAGGCCCGUGGAGUGCAAGGAUCAUCGGCACGACGCAUCUGCCCUCGGUGGCACCGGAGCGGCUGCCGCGCGUGAGCGAGCUCCGUGUUCAGCGCGACUCGUACAUUGAGGUGCAGGGACAGCGAGCGGGAGCGACGAGGUGGACGACGGUGCUGCAGCGCGCUACCGCGUCCCGCGUCGCUCUCCGCGACCUCGACCACGGUGGCGCCACUUGGCGAUUCCGCACCGUCGCACACAACCGCUUUGGCGUCUCUGAGCCGUCAAUCCCGUCGGAAGAGGUGCUGCCCGGCUUGCAUGCUACCGUGCUCGCCUCGCCGCCGCGGGUGCACGCCACCGGACGCACCACCGUCCGCAUCCCGCUGCCGCGAGGGCUCAGCUGCCAGCCGGACCUGGAGUGGCUCAUCCAGGUGAGCGUCGGUGAUCAAGGCAGAGAGCGGGAGGGCGAGGAGGAGGGUGCAAGGCGAUGGCAGGUGCUCGCAAUCGCGCGGGCCGGCACCACCUACACUGCCGAGAAGAUCAACUGCGCCGCCGGCUGCGCCUUUCGGCUGCAGGCCGUCGUCUCUGGCUUUGGCCCCGACGGAGGCUCCUCGCUUGUGACGCCGGAGGCGGUGCUAUCCGCGGCCGACUUUGGGCUGCCGACUUGGACUGCCGCGCCGAGGGAGCGCAAGGGGCCUAGUCCGCGCGCGGAGGGCGCAGUGAGUGAUGGUGUGGGCGGCGGCGGCGCGUCGGCGCUCUCGAAGCUGUUGCUUCCGCUGGCGCUGCUCGCGCUGGCCGCUAGUGCGUGGCGAUGCCUCCGGAGCCGUAGCUGCCGUCGAGCUCGGCCGUCGGGCGUGCUGCCUCUCGAGGACGACGAGGAGGAUGACGAGGAGGAGGAGGAGGGCGAGGGUGGCGCUAGCGGUCGUAGGGUCCGGAGGGCGGCGAGCGAGGAGGAGGAGCCAAUGGACUGCCGGCAGCCGACGCACGUGAGCGACAUCCGCAGCGGCCGCGCUCCGCCCGUGUGCGGCGGCAGCGUGAAGCGGCACGCCACUCCGCAGUGGGGGCAGCUCGCCUGGAAGAUCGCCCGCCGGGGCGGCGUCGGCGGUGGCGCCGCCCCGGCGCCGUCGGGUGUCGCGGGCCCGCCGCCGCCGCCAGAGUGCGCUGCGGGCGGCGUGGCGGGCGGCUGGACGGCGAGAGAGCCGGGCGGCGGCGGAGACGCUGGCGGCGGCUGCUGUGGCGGCGUCUGUUGUGGCGGCGGCGGCUGCUGCUGCGGCGGCUGCUGCUGCUGCUGCUGCUGCGGCGGCGCGGCGGACUCGUCUCGCGCACGCGGCGUGGCGCUCGGCGGCGGCUGGCUCGCGACGCGGAAGCGCGCGGUGCAGCGCGGGCACUCGUAG